AUGAGUUCUAAAAUGAACAUCCGCCUCAUCGCAGCUAUGUCGCGCAACCACGUGAUCGGAAAGAGGGGGCGGCUACCAUGGUCCAUUCCCGAAGACUUUGCCUACUUCUUGGAAGCCGUGAGAGGCGACGUUUGCAUCACUGGCCGGAAGUGCUACGCUGAGCUUGGCAGCGCCAUUCCCGGCUCAGGCCUUCACAUCGUCCUGUCCACACAAGACCUCACCUAUCCAGACGCUGUGGUGCGGCCUUCAUUGGAUGCAGCACUGCAAGUGGCACGAGGCAGCGACGCAGCAAAUGUUUGGAUUUGCGGCGGUACAUCCGUGUACCGCGAAUCUUUCCCCAUUGCACAGGAGUUUUGGGCAACUCUCGUCCAUGCGGAUGUUGACGGUGAUGUCUACUUCCCCCACAACUGGCAGCAACAUUUUCCAGUGGAG
This is a messenger RNA of Symbiodinium sp. CCMP2592, 432 nucleotides long. The record is from the annotation of a GenBank genome assembly. Lineage: Eukaryota; Dinophyceae; Suessiales; Symbiodiniaceae.